AUGCCAAGCUUUAAUAACAACAGGUCGGGGGAGAGCGACUUUACAGAGUUCCUAAACGUCGAUGGAUAUCAGCCCUGGUCGAACCAAGAAGCUCCCGAUGGCGCCCUUGCUGGGACCGAUUUCAACAUGAACCAGGCGUGCAUCUUCGAUUCCGACGACAUGAGUCCCGCUGCCAGUCUUUACGGCGCAUCACAGUUCACGGAAGCCUCACACUUUACGGCCGAAAACACCCCGUUCGAUCUCGACCAGCAACUAGAGGAAAAUUAUCAAGAGGGCUACCGAUCACCGCAGAUGCAGUUCGCUUCGCCAGAUGUUCAGACGAGUCCAGAUCUCACUAUUGACCCUUCCGAUAUUAAGCCGACCGAAGUUACACCAGCACAUACCAACGAAUUCAUGGCCAGUCCGUACGACAACAGUCCCAGCCCAGUUGCUUCAAUGCGAGAUGCAUUAUCGCCACAAAACUCGCGCAAUCCACAGCCUUUGAUGCAAUACGUAGCGCCUGAACAGGCUCAGAGGCAUUACUCCAUGGUUCAGCCCGAUGCUAUGGUAACGGACGAACCUCAAGAACAAGCCUCGGGGUUAAACAUGGCGACUGCACAACACAUGUCGCAGGUUAUUCCGGGGCAGGUUGCUAACCUACCGAUGCAUGGCAUACCCCAGUUCAUGGUACCGGGCUCGCACUGGCCGGCAUUUACCUAUAGUAUUCCGCAUAUGCCGCCCGAUGGUCGUGGCAUCUCCUUCAUGCCGCACGGGAUGCCCAUGAAUAUUCCUCAGAUGCCUAGCGGCUUUGGCGGUCCUCCCUAUCAUCUGGAUGUCUUACUGAUGGACAGGAUGCGGAAGAAAGACGGGGCUGCAAACGCCAACGGAGAGGUCGAAAUCCCCAAAAUGAGAGUUGAGACGCAAGCAAAGUACAGACUCGCUCUCUUUCCUCUUCCUCACGGAGUUAAGAAGCUUCAUCUUCCAACGCAAUAUAUCAGCAAGGUCAAGCAGAUGGCUCGACCUCUCCCACCACCAUCGCCUGAGAGACUGGAGUUGCACGCCGUCGUUGUUUGCACGAGCGCGAUGGAGAAUCCCGAUCUGAAGAAGAAGGCUCUAAUGCGUGCCCGCUUGGGUGCGCGACGUCAAGUCAAGGGGGAACUGAGGCCGGAUACCGAAGAUGAGCUGCCGGGUCAUGAUGGUGGCGAAAUUCGAAUUUGUCAAAAGUGUAUCAGGCGUGAAUCGAAGCGAGCUGGGCGGAAGAAGGUAAAAAAUGUGGAGGAAGAUGAAUAUUGGCGAUCCUUCGAAUCGGACAGGAUCAUCGUGUUCAACGCUGCCGAGAUUCAGGAAUGGCAUGAGCCAAAGCCUGAAGAAGUCAACGCCUACCACGUGGAAUUCUAUAUCAGAAUAGCGUGUUAUGGCCGGCAUCACAACGACAAGAAGAAGGGUUUCCAGGUCAUUUUCACCAUUGUCGACCAUGAGGGUAACUACAUUUCCCAACAGCUUUCGUCCCCGAUAGUCAUUACCGAUGAUCACAAGACGCGGGACUCUCCACAAGUGGACGACGAGUUUCUUCCGGAUCAACCGCAGAAUGGCACUGUCAACCCUCCUGCGUCAAACGGACGACCCACCCCUCCUCCUUCUCACGAUAUUCAACCACUCAAGCGCAAACAGCCUACUGCUGUGCCUCCGGUUGCCGUUACUACGCCUAACCAAGAGAUCUCUCAGCCCCCAUCACCAAUCAGACCGAUCACCACUUCGAGCAAAAAGAGAAGAGUCGGCAAUCUUACCAUGACACCAGUGGAACUGAUCGCCCCAAUGCCCCCACAGCAAGUGUCCAACGCGGCGGCGGCGGCGGCGGCUAAACCAGCAUCAUCAGCCUCGGCAGCCUUUGUCCCGCCAGUUCAGAGGCACUUUUCCCGGCCUUCGGACGCUAGCCAACAACAGUUCAACCCACCGCCCCUCGCUACUGGCGCAGCUACGAUGUCGUACACCGGCGGAUCGCCGCCCUCAACUGAUAAUAACGAUCAGGCAAUGUUCACCUUGCCUGGCAACCAAGGUCUCAGCUUUUUCGCCAAUCCCACAACAGGAAACCCGAGUCGCGCUCAGAGCCCAAGCCAUUGGCAGAACACCAAUGGUGGUAAUUUGCUGAGCCCACUCAUGCGGUCAGCAGUGGGCAGCCCAUUCGCGACGGCACCGGCACCAGCUCCCGCACCAGUUGCUAAUCCAAUGCCUGCUGCGGAGGCUCCAGUUCCUGUCAAGCUAUUUAAGGUAAUCCCGCAUCAAGGAUCAGUGGAUGGCGGUUUUGAAGUUACAGUGCUGGGUGGCGGCUUUUCCCAAGGCAUUGUUGUUAUGUUUGGCGGACGACAGGCCACGACAACGACGUACUGGGGAGCGGAAUCCUUGGUGUGUCUGGUACCCCCUAGCGACACACCUGGUAAGGUUCAGGUUACCUUCAAGAAUCACCAGGUACGCGGACAACCGGUGUACUUCGAAUAUAUCGAUACGAGAUCCGACGAACUGGCCAAGUCGGCGCUUGCCUGCUUGGCCCAGAAGAUGGGCAAAGAUGUUAAUUCGUUCGCUAACGAUCUCAUUCAAAAUUUCAACAACGAGAGUUCUGGUUCUUCCACCGGCGCUCCUACAUACAACCACGGACACUUCGAGAACUACCUUCUCAACGUCAUUGAGGCGAUUGAUCUGGACGAUACUCCGAACAGCAAACCGAAAUGGAAUCUUGCUAGCGGUGCCACGAGAAAGACCAUGUUACAUUUGGCUUGCUCUCUUGGCCUUCGCCGGUUCACCGCAGGCCUCUUGGCUAGGGGCGCGAACCCCGAUAGCCGGGACAACGGCGGUUAUACUCCUCUCCACAUGGCUGCUCUUAAUGGACAUGCUGAGAUUGUACGACUUUUGGUUGCUCAUGGUGCUGACCACACGCUCCGCACGUUAUCUGGCUUCACGGCUGCAGACGUGGCCAAGACGCCAGAGGUUGCCCAGCGUCUUGCCACUAACCGACUACACAGCAGGUCCCGUAGUCUCGGAUCAUUGCCUAGCCGGGCUACCAGUACCAGCAGCUUCACGUCACUCCAGCAGACGGCGGCAGCCAUGUCGACUUUGACCCUCGAGAGGCCGGUCAGCGAGUCUACAGAGCCGGAAGAUUCUUCGGAGUUUACAUCAGAUAUGGAAGACUCAUCAGAGGACAGCGAGUCGACCGAUGGUGACGAUGAACCCGUUCUCGAAAUGCGCCGUAGCAGUAUCGCAUCGCCACCAAGAACCGAUGAGAAUGUUGCUGAGCCGCAACGACCAUUUGCUGAUGGGCUUGGUCCUGCUGCUGCUGUCAACGCCAUCAUGGCUCAAAUACAACAGUUGCAACACACCGCAAUGCUUCACCUCCAGAACUUCCCUCAGAACUUCCCUCAGCUACCGUUCAUGCUGCCUCCUGUAGUACACUACAUGCCAGCGUUGCCUGGUUACCAGACAGCCCAACGUCUUGCGGCCACUGUCGUCCCAGGAAUUACCGCACCAAGGCCAGAACCAAACACCACGCAAGCGACGCCCCCGCCGCCUGCCUCAAAAGAAUCUGCAGGCUGGUUCAACAGUCUAAUGAGCAAUAACAAUAGCUCGGUUCCUCCGCCCUCUUAUGAUGAGAGCUGUGGCAAGGGUCAGAGCGGGUCCCCAGAUGAGAAGCAGGCGUCAAUUGCGAUGGCCGCGGCCGAAGCUGCAGCAGAUGAGAAAUGUGCUUCCCUGUUCGAUCAAGCCGGCAGCAGCAGCAUGACAGUAGAGACAACGACGACCACGGCAGUCGGGGUGGAGGUCAGCGUGGAGACGGAGAUUAAUGAGGAGGUGAUAAAGACGUCGCCCGAGCUGCCCGUCAUGCUUGAAAUUGGUCGCAAGAACGCCAUCACCAAGGAGCAGCAGGAGAACCUACGCCGGGCGCAUUCCGUGAAGAAGAAGGAGCUGAGUAGGGAUAGGAACCUCUAUCUCAUCUGGAUCCCUCUUCUUCUCGUCACACUCUUCGCCACGAUCUUCAACGAACACCAUUCUAUCUGGAACUUUUUGCAGAUGGCUCUGGAGUACGUGUUUGGUGGUACACAGCGGCUGGAGAAUCAGUUGAUCACACAGCCACAGCCAUUUCCCGAGCUAGUACAGGAGCCAAUGGGGGUAUAG
Molecule: messenger RNA, 4140 nt
Organism: Sordaria macrospora k-hell
Lineage: Eukaryota; Fungi; Ascomycota; Sordariomycetes; Sordariales; Sordariaceae
Molecular function (GO): protein binding
Source: RefSeq, a predicted model, not a curated record